Molecule: messenger RNA, 1581 nt
Organism: Miscanthus lutarioriparius
Lineage: Eukaryota; Viridiplantae; Streptophyta; Magnoliopsida; Poales; Poaceae
Source: the annotation of a GenBank genome assembly
AUGGCGCCACCAAGGUCCCUUGCCUUGGCGCUCCUCUUGUGCGCCUUGUCAGCCUCCUGCCACGCCUCCAUUUCCUACCCACCGUCGGCCAUGCCCGCGGCCGCGCCCGCCAAAGAUGACUUCCUCUCGUGCCUCACCAAGAGCGUUUCCCCGCGGCUCCUCUACACCAAGAGCUCGCCUGCGUACGGCUCCAUCUGGGCGUCCACCGUCAGGAACUUAAAGUUCGACUCGGACAAGACGGUGAAGCCGCUGUACAUCAUCACCCCCACCGAAGCCGCCCACAUCCAGGCCACUGUGGCGUGCGGCCGGAAGCACGGCAUGCGGGUCCGCGUGCGGAGCGGCGGGCACGACUACGAGGGCCUGUCGUACCGGUCCGCCAAGCCGGAGACAUUCGCCGUGGUGGACAUGUCCAUGAUGCGGCAUUUGUCGAUCAACGGCAGGAACGCCACGGCGUGGGUCGACUCCGGCGCGCAGCUCGGCGACAUCUACUACUUCACGGGGAAGUACACCCCUAGGCUCGCGUUCCCGGCGGGCGUGUGCUCCACCAUCGGCGUCGGGGGCCACUUCAGCGGGGGCGGCUUCGGCAUGAUGCUGCGCAAGCACGGCAUCGCCGUGGACAACGUCAUCGACGCCAAGGUGGUGGACGCCAACGGCAUCCUGCUGGACAGGAAGUCCAUGGGCGAGGACUACUUCUGGGCGAUCAGGGGCGGCGGCGGCGAGAGCUUCGGCAUCGUGGUGUCGUGGCAGCUGAAGCUCGUGCCCGUCCCGCCCAAGGUGACCGUGUUCCAGGUCUACAGGGGGCUCAAGGACGGCGCCAUCGACCUCAUCACCAAAUGGCAGCAGGUGGCGCCGUCCCUCCCCGAGGACCUCAUGAUCCGGAUCAUGGCCAUGGGAGACACUGCCAUGUUCGAGGCCCUGUUCCUCGGCACGUGCAAGGACCUCCUCCCGCUGAUGGGCAGCCGCUUCCCGGAGCUGGGCGUGAAGCAAGCGGACUGCAAGGAGAUGUCGUGGGUGCAGUCCACGGCCUACAUCCCCAUGGGCGCGUCGGCCACCGUGAACGACCUCCUCAACCGGACGUCCAACAUCAAGGCGUUCGGCAAGUACAAGUCGGACUACGUCAAGGACCCCAUCCCCAAGGCCGUGUGGGAGAAGAUCUACACCUGGCUCGCCAAGCCCGGCGCCGGGAUCAUGAUCAUGGACCCCUACGGCGCCAAGAUCAGCUCCAUCCCGGACAGGGCGACGCCGUUCCCGCACCGGCAGGGCAUGCUGUUCAACAUCCAGUACGUCAGCUACUGGUCCGGCGAGGCCGGCAGCGCCGCGCCGACGCAGUGGAGCAGGGACAUGUACGCGUUCAUGGAGCCGUACGUGACCAAGAACCCGAGGCAGGCGUACGUGAACUACAGGGACCUGGACCUCGGCGUCAACCAGGUGGUCGGCGACAUCUCCACCUACGAGAGCGGCAGGGUGUGGGGCGAGAAGUACUUCAAGUGCAACUUCGAGAGGCUCGCCAGGAUCAAGGCCAAGGUGGACCCCACCGACUACUUCAGGAAUGAGCAGAGCAUCCCACCAUUGUUCAAGUGA